GCACGACAGCGCGAGCGUGUUAGUGCACGCAGCAAGCCGAUAUCGUCAAGAUGGAAGGCGUUCGAGACUGACCCCUCUCGCAGUAUGGAUUUUGCCGCGUGAUUCGUGGUCGUGGUCGUCGUCGUCGUCGUCAUAUUCGGCGCCGCAGAUUCCCCGUCCGUGUCCCUUCGCGUGCGGCGAAAGAAAAGGAAGAGCAGACGAAAGGAUACCGUCUGUGUGCCGCGAUCGGUCGACCGCAUCCAAAUGGUGUCGCGCCGCGGGAUCUCGGCUGCACGGGGCGAUCGGACGCGGUAAUGAGAAAAAUAUCACGGUGCGGCGCGGCAACGAAGCGAGUCAUUUACAAUGGUGGAUAACAGUUGUAUUAUCGAGGGAAACGUCAAAUUUCGCGACGGAAAGAAGUGGAAGUCAAGAUGGUGCGUCAUGCGGAAAUUAUCACCAGUAGCAGACUGUUUGCAUCUACAACUUUACGGGGACAGUAAGGAUCGUUAUAAGCAAGGCCAAACAAAAGCGUCUCUGAGCUUGCAGCAUUUUCUCGGGGUGGAGAGCGGUUUCACUCUUGAUAAAGAAUCCAAUACGAUCGCGAUAAUUUGCCAAGAUGUGACGGUUGUUCUCGCAUUCGACACGCGGGAACGAUUGAUACAGUGGCAAGUCAAGAUCUCUAACAACUUGGGCGAAGAUCAGCAAUUCUUGAUACUCAUCUCCUCGGUGCCGUCGAAGGCCAAGUUUACCAACGGACCGGCGCACUUGCACAUUCAAGACCGUCGCUUCUGCAUCACCGUCGGUAUACCACCUCGACUAGUCGGUAUCUGGGAGAUCGCGCAUCUACGACGAUACGGCGUAGUCGAGGGUAGAUUCUGUUUCGAGGGUGGCUCCAGAUGUGGUCGAGGAGAAGGCUUACACGUUUUGAUAACGGAUCAAGGGGAGGAUAUCGUAAAGACGUUGCAGUUAGCGGCCGAGGGGAAGCUCACGACGAAGAAGCGUCCUCUUGGUCGGGAACAAUCAACGCAGGAUAGCCCACGACGUCAGUGUUCUCGCUCGGAGACCAGAGCCAGCGACUUUUUCCCUUCGGCUGUCGUGUACUCAUCGACAUACGAGGAACACUGCGAUAGCUGCAAGAACGAAAGCUCGCCGUACUGGUCGUCUGCGGAGAGUAGGCAGCAGACCGAGCUUGAUGGCGAUUACAGUUGUAGAGACACCGUGUCCGUCUCCAGCGAAUUACCCGAUCAACCUGGUGAUCAAUGGCGCAGCUGUUCACUCACUCGUCAAGGGGCGACCGGCCUCGAGAGAUGCGCCAGUUGCAUCAGCAAGCUCGGCACGGUCUCCAAGUCGUCAACAUUGAUCACCACAGCCACCAUGAGCGGUAUAAGCAGUCCUGCGGGCACGUUGAACAAUCUCGGAUGCCACUUGCAACCGCGUACCUUCGACCGGCUCUCACUGUCUUCUUACAGCAGCAGUAGCCAUGACAGCGAUUACUCCGGCUCGCAGCAAAUCGAGUGUCACUGCACGCAGUCCAAAACCGCCCAGUCUCAGCAAGCGCAAACAGCUCAUCGGAUGUCGCCGAGUCCGAGCGCGUUGCCACCGAGACCGCCGAAACCGUCCCAACAACCGUCGCCGUCGCCAGCCAUUCAGUCCCAAGUCACUGCCAAGAAACCUAAGAAGCCGCCGAUGCCACUGCCACCCGUCGAACAACAGACCUGUGUGCACGCGAGUCGAAAACUUCAGCAACAGCAGCAACCACAAUCGCAACAACAACAGCAGCAGCAGCAGCAGCUUCAGCAGACUGUACCUCGUGGGAGUGGUACUACUGGUGGCGGCGCUACUGCUGCUGCUACUGCUGCUGCUACUGCUGCUGCUGCUGCGGGACCUUACGAGAAUUACGAUGUACCAAAGACGAUUUUGGGACAUCAUAUGUUGUUGGAGCAAGGUCCUCAACCGGAACAGUAUUACGACACACCGAGGAAGAUAAAAGAAUGUCUCACACUGCCAAAAACUUACCCCAACUACGAUACGCCUCAGGUACCGCAGGCGGUAGUGCUGCAAGGUUGUGGAUGUCCUGCGAAGCUCACGGUACAGUCACCCAGGUCUUCGGGGUGUCCUUGUCACAAUGUUAUGAGCUGGGCCGGUUUCGUUUUGCCUUACUGUCGACGUGGAGCGGGAAUCGAGCCGACCGGGGUCACCGUUCAUCCCGUGAAGCUCUCGGGCGAGGGUAAGAUGCCGGUGGUGAACGCCAGCGGCGAUGUGGCCAUUUAUGCGACCGCUAGAAAGGUAAAUAAGAGCGAGUCGACCGAUAUUGAGAAAAUCCCAGAUGAUUGCGGCUGUGCAGGGAUGAAUAAAUCGAACAAUUACGAGAACGUCGAGCCGGUGAUAGACACGCAGCCGGAGCUGAAGCGAGCGAAUUACGUGAACAUCGAUUUCACACAAUCGCUGGAGCAUUACGAGAACAGCAAGGACGUGCUGACGAAAAGCAGUAUUUCGCAGGAUGAGAUCGAGAAGUUCGCGGAUCAGUUGAAAGAAACUGCUGCGGCAGAAACUGAGGCGCCGAGCGAGGAUGUCUCAAAGGUGUGCCAGAAAUGUGGUCACACAAAGGAGAGGGAGAACGAUUAUCUGGUUAUGGAUCCGGACAAACAGACCCCGAAGAAACCGUUUCCUGGUUAUCUGCCGAUGCAGCCGGCUCACAACGCUUGCUCUAAGGAGAUCCUGUCCAGAAUCUGCAGCGGUAUUAAGAGCUCCAGCAACCCCACGUUAUCGGGCUCCGCGCUGCUCGAAGGCAACAAGAAACGAUCAGACUCGGAGUACCGUGUGCCAGGAUCGGCGAUGUUGUCCAGUCCUUACUUCAGGCGUCGUUACUUGGACACGGGUAAUGCCGCGGAGUCUAGUGGCAGCAUAGGUAUACUGCUGAGGAAGCGAUCUUACUCAGCGGAGUCCGCGCAUUACCUGGACGAUGAGACUCGCAGCUUCCCGUCCACGCUCACCAUCCACAAGUGUUCGAGCGAAGCGGACAAGAACAUUCUGAUCAGCGGCGAGUCGCACAGCUCAUGCAUAAACACCGACAACAAGAUCGCGCACGAGAACGCGCAGAUGUUGACGAGCGCGUCUCAGCCGUCGUUUAUCAAGAUCCGACGCUCCUCCUCCGUGCCAUCCAAGACUGGCCAUAACAGAGACUCGUCGAGCAGCAACGACUCCGGCGUUUCUACCGGCUCUCUCAGCCAUCGAACGGCGGAGUUUGUGGAAUUUGAAUUAUCGUUGGCGCCCGCCGCCACGGCGGUCAAACAGAACAUGCUAUCGGUCUGCCGUAAGAGUCCACCACCCACGUGUUACCACAGCAGUCUGCCGAGGAAGUCCAAAUCCAGUGAUCCUUUGCGAGAACUCAGCUUUCAAUUCCAGAAGAUCAAGAUACCGACAAAAUCCUCGUCCGCAGAAGCCGACAUACCUACAUGCGUGCCGAAGGCCACCAAGGGCUUCAACAGCCCCGGCGAAGUCUCGAACGCGCCUUACAUCGAUUCCCGGAGCACUAGCAGCGGCACUUCUGACAUGUCGGAUUAUAUCGAAACUUUGUCACUGUCGUCUCACUCUUCGUCCGAUACGCCCGACAGCCUCAGAUUAGGAGGCAGAGCGGUAACAACGACCCUUCGGCCUCGUAGCGGCAAAGAAUAUUAUAAAAUCGAUCGUAGCAUCUUGGUAGAGCAGGGACGAAUUCUCACUACAGCGUCCGCUAAUUAUGCAAACAUCACUCCAGUGCUGGAGAAGAGCGAGUCCCCGUCACCCGGUUACAUGAGCAGCUCGCCCUUCGAGCAACCGCAACCUACUCGUGAGCACUUUCUAUUCCCUGAAGAAGCUUGAAUGUAAUGAUAUUGUUUGGGAAAAGAGCUGAAAACUUGAAGUUCCUAGGAAUUCCAAACAAAGCGAGUAAGAGUAUUCACGGUAGAAAUUAUAAUUGGGGCAUUGUGACUAUUUACACUAUACGCGGAUAUCUGGGGUUACAGGCGUAUUUUUCGAGGUAUCUAUCAUUCAUCGCACACCGAUUAUCGUAGUUAUAGCAUGCCAAAUCAAUCACCGAACUAAAUAAUCCAAGAAAAAUUUAUAAUUCUAAGAAACACGAAAGAGCUCCUCAACCAAAUUCGGAUGUCUGUUUCGCUGGUGUUUUCGUAAAGUCUUCCUCUAGAGAGCACAAUCAUAAUCAAAAGAUGUGUAAAAAGAGAACGUCAUUCUACAAAAAUCUUCUAGGUACUAGCGUAUAGUUGAAAUAACGUCAGUAAUCAAACACUUCCUACAACGACACAAACAAUUUCUAAAAUAUGCUCAAUAAGAAACUAAUAGUUUGUAUAGUAAGAAUCCUGCCCUAGGAUAAAAAGAUAUGUGCAUCAUAUACUUUAUAUGAGUAUAUCGUUUUUUAAAUACUUUCUUUAUUUUGUAUGAGUAUACUUCUAUAUAGACUAUUGUACAGUCAUCUUUGAAAAGGAUUUAAAGAAAUUACUAUUAGAAUUUUUCAAAUCGGAGUUCUUGAAACUUCGUGUGAACAAACGAAUGUGUAAUAUCAAAGUGUAACGUAACCGUCGUUUUCGGGACAUCAGACCGUAUCCCUUGUAGAUUCCAGAAGCUGGAAACAUACUGAACUGACGGUACAUUAAACAGGAAUUGAAUGCAACAUGACACAUUCGCGAAGCAUCGAAAACAUCGCAAUUGCACGAGCACUUGCGUCGCUAAGUUCCCAGAACUCGUGUUUGGAAAAGCAAUUGAAGAUCGUUUGUUUGUACCGAUUAAUAAGAUAUUAUCUAUCCACAUUCUGUACAACUAAAAAGUGCACUGAACAUAACCAGUUGCAUAGCAUUCACAGGGUUUUCAUAUUUACAAGUUACUUUUUAAAGAUUAAGGUAAAAAUAUUACCGCCUUCAAUGGUCUUCUUUCUAACGAGACAUACAUGGUAAACGCCGUAGUCUCUGGGCAAUCAAAGACGGCGCUAUAUAUAGAUUAUAAAUAAAUAUUUCUAAAUAAAGUUUACGAAAUGUAAGGUCUAGUUACUUAACGAUUUCGAUAUUCGCCAACGAAUAUUUCCACUUUUAACUACGAGCUAUUUUUUAAAUCGUUUAUCUCGUAUGUCUCUCUUGUAUCUCGCUUGCUUUUCACUGUGAUAUUCAUGAUAUCACAAAAUGAAAUAAUUUAAAGAUCGUAUAAUAUAAAGAUCCUCUUAUUUAACGUUAAAUAUAAAGAUCCUCUUUCCUAUUACUUAUACAAUCAUUUCGAUUUUGUCGUUGCAUCGUACUUAAAGUAGUAGUUCAGUAAAUACUUAGCUACUUAAUUGUGAUUAUAAAUUGUAACACACACUGUAUGCAUAUUUCUACAGUCUACCAAAAAUAUUUAUUUUUAUUUGU
Molecule: messenger RNA, 5369 nt
Organism: Harpegnathos saltator (Jerdon's jumping ant)
Lineage: Eukaryota; Metazoa; Arthropoda; Insecta; Hymenoptera; Formicidae
Exons: 6
Coding region: 343-3840 (1165 amino acids)
Biological process (GO): positive regulation of protein tyrosine kinase activity; neuromuscular junction development
Molecular function (GO): protein kinase binding
Source: RefSeq, a predicted model, not a curated record